Molecule: messenger RNA, 1841 nt
Organism: Lactuca sativa (garden lettuce)
Lineage: Eukaryota; Viridiplantae; Streptophyta; Magnoliopsida; Asterales; Asteraceae
Product: receptor-like protein kinase ANXUR2
Biological process (GO): protein autophosphorylation
Cellular component (GO): plasma membrane; plasmodesma
Molecular function (GO): transmembrane receptor protein tyrosine kinase activity; ATP binding; protein dimerization activity
Source: RefSeq, a predicted model, not a curated record
AAAAACAGAUCCAACAUCAACCAGCAUUUUCAAGCACUUCAGGUGUACCUUUGCAGGUCUUACUCAAUUUUAUUUAUCUUUUUAUUUAUUUUUUUCUCUCUUUUCUUUUUGAUUGAUCAAAACAAUGUCUGAUCUAAAACGGUUUGAACACCUCAAAGUACAACUAGAAGCUAUAAGAUCAGCAACCAACAACUUCGGUGAAAAUCAUCUUAUUGGGAAAGGAGGAUUUGGGAAAGUUUACAAGGGAGAACUCUUCCAUUGCGAGGGUCAUACCACAGUUGCUUUAAAAUGCUUAGAUCGUGCAUUUGGGCAAGGAGAUCGUGAAUUUUGGAAUGAAAUCCUUAUGCUUUCUCUCUACAAGCAUGAGAAUAUCGUGCCUCUAUUGGGUUUUUGUGACGAUGGUGGAGAGAAGAUACUCGUCUAUAAGUAUGCCUCGAGGAGAGGUCUUGACUUGUAUCUCAACAGCAACAAUCUAACGUGGGUUAGACGCCUUGAAAUAUGCAUUGGGGCUGCACGCGGACUAACAUACCUUCAUAAUCCUGGUGAAACCAAACAAAGAGUGUUGCAUCGCGAUAUUAAAAGUUCCAACAUCUUAUUAGAUGAAAAUUGGAAUGCCAUGAUCGCAGAUUUUGGUCUAUCCAAGUUUUGUCCUGCUGACCUGCAAUACUCAUUUAUUUUCUCAAAUCCAGUUGGCACGUUUGGGUAUUGGGAUCCUCUAUACACAGAGACGGGAUUACUAACAAAGGAGUCAGACGUUUACUCCUUUGGUGUGGUUUUGUUUGAAGUUUUGUGUGGGAGGCUGUGUACAGGCAACCACGAUAAUUCUCAAUCGUUUACCGAAUUGGUACGAAAGCAUUACAAAGAACACAACCUAAAUGGUAUUAUAUUUGGUAAUAUAAAGGAUAAAAUAAAUAGAAGUUCUUUGAAGGUGUUCUCAGUGAUUGCUUAUCAAUGCUUGAAGAGAGACCGUAACAAACGUCCAUUAAUGAAUGAGAUUCUGGCAGCACUAGAAACUGCACUUGAAUAUCAGCAAAAUGAUCUAGGGAACACCGGUGCCAUGGAUAAACUAAAACAAUUACAAGAAUCGGUGCCAUUAGAGAGCAGAGCGAAAGGGGAUCCUACUACUCGCCCAAGAACUGCCACUGAGAGGUUAAGAAGAAUUAAAAUAAGUGAGAAACUAAGACAGCUACAAGAGGUAGUCCCGAGUAUGAACAAGAAAACAUCCGUCGCAGACAUAUUGGGUUUGACGCUUGACUAUAUCAAAGAACUUCAUAGCGAAGCCGAGGGUCCAAAUCGAAAAAGAAAAGGAGCAGCAGUCACGAUUGGAAGGGAUGAUACGAUGGAAAACUCAAAAAAGCCAAGCAAUAAGGCCACCCACGAGAAUACAGUUACAAUUGGUAAUGGUUUUGCGCCCAUUUUGAACCAAGAGAAGGAGCAUCUUGUCAAAAUUGAGAAGAAUCAGGAUAUUGACAGCGCAACUGGGAUCAAAGAACCAGAUCUGGUAGAGUUUUCUUCUCUUCGACAAACAACGAUGGAUCUGGAUCCCUAUAAGGAUGCAGUCGCGGAAAUAGUUUCAGCGAAAAGAAGGUAGUGGAAGAUCGUAUAUUCAGGGGAGAUCCCUCCACAAAGAAACAUCUUGUAUCUAAAACUGGAAGGAAAAAAAGGGUGAUGCUCUGUUUCAUAUAUUAGGGGAAGAGUUAAUAGCAAAACAAGUGGAAUAGAGAAAAAAGAAGUUUCACAAGUUUUGACUCAAACAAAAGAUGAUCGGGUUGUUCUUUUUAUAAACAACGUUUUAAUUCUAAUUCUAACUAUCGAUAAUAUAUAUAUAAUACCUUUAGAUA